ACGGCUCAAUUACAAUUGAAAAAGAAGCCAAAGAUUAAUCAUAACCAGUACCAGAAAGCAGCGGCAGAUCCAGCAGUAUUCUCGAAGGAAUAGAAACAGACUGCCGUGAUGCUGAUAAAUGCGAACACUGCAAUUUCCACCUCCAAAAUCCUCUUGGUCCCAUACUCUAAGCGGCACGUACCAAGGUACCACGAAUGGAUGAAAGACGAGGAAAUCCAACAAGCAACAGCCUCAGAGCCCCUGACUCUCCCAGAAGAGUAUGCCAUGCAACAAAGCUGGCGGCAGGAUGCGGACAAGUUGACAUUUAUCGCGUGUCUUCCGUUAUCCCGAGAUGAUGGUGAAGGUGCAGGCGAUGACAGCUUAAAUGAAGACGAUGACGCAUCGUAUAGGAUGCUGGGUGAUAUUAAUCUUUUUCUUCGGGUGGAAGAGGAGGAAAUUGAUGAAAAUGAAAAUGCAGCUCCAACAUCUUCUCAAAUCAUCGGGGAAAUCGAACUAAUGAUUGCCGAGAAACAAAACCACAGGAAAGGAUUCGGGAGGGCGGCAUUACUCUCCUUUUUGAAAUACGUAGCCGAUCAUGAAGAAGCCAUUGUCUCUGAAUUCAUCAAUGGGGACCCCAUUGCCAAGGGGACACUGUCCGCAUCGGGAUCCGCGUCUACUACCGAUUCCGAGACCGGGAAGUCCUCGUUGAAAUUCUCGUGUUUGAGCGCCAAGAUCGGGCAGACGAAUGCUAAGAGUUUGGCUUUGUUUGAAAGUGCCCAUUUCAGGAAGAUAUCGGAUGAGCCGAGCUAUUUUGGGGAAUUCGAGUUGAGGAGGGCGGAUUUGUCUCCGAGGAUGGUGGACGGGGAGUUGAGUGGAUAUGGGAUUACAGGGUAUGCUGAGUUGACGUAUCGAAAGGCCCAGUGAUAGACCUUUUCUUUCUUUUUUUUGGUGUUUAAUGGUGAUCUAUGCCUUCCAGGGUUCUUCUUAAUGUUUUGCUGUAUAUACAUACGAUAGACGGUUCAUUGUAUGAGACAUCACAGCCCAUAUAUCCAACCCAUAAUACUCUGUACACUUGCACUUUGUGACUCAACAUAGUUAAUUUCCUAGAGCCACGCGACUUU
This is a messenger RNA of Monascus purpureus, 1100 nucleotides long. The record is from the annotation of a GenBank genome assembly. NCBI's taxonomy places the organism in Eukaryota, Fungi, Ascomycota, Eurotiomycetes, Eurotiales, Aspergillaceae.